Messenger RNA from Branchiostoma floridae (Florida lancelet), 4607 nucleotides. RefSeq names its product mucin-2-like. The record is from RefSeq and is a predicted model, not a curated record. Lineage: Eukaryota; Metazoa; Chordata; Leptocardii; Amphioxiformes; Branchiostomatidae. The transcript is spliced from 12 exons. Gene Ontology annotation, molecular function: calcium ion binding. The coding region runs from base 313 to 4590 and encodes 1425 amino acids.
GAAAGUUAAUUCUGUUUCUCUUGCCCUACUUCCGCAGAAUUAAAUAAUGCAACAACUCCAAAUGUGACAACAUCAAGCGGCAUCCAGACAUCCAGAAACACAGCGGAGAAUGCAACAACGCCUCUCCCAACAGUUUCCAACGUAACAUCACCAGUCCAAAGCCUACCAACCGCUCAUAACUUAACGUCAACGGGGAACGUUACAACUCCUUAUCCUCCAACAGCAUUACAAAAUGUUACAACGCCAUUUAGCAAUGCAGCAUCCAUAUCACUUCAAUCGCUACACAACGUUACAGCGACGGUUAACACAACCAUGAUAGAUUCACCUGGAAUUUCGAACUCAACAUCAGGAGCAAAUGUUACAAUGAACAUCACGAUGGAACACGCCGUUACCAUGGCAACUCCUGAAGACAAUGUGACGAUGACACCUACAAAUGUCACAGCCCAUGUAGCUAACGUUACAAUAACUCAUGCAAAUGUCACCAACACUCAUAUCAAUGUUACAACACCUGUAGCUGAAUUUGCAAUCAUUAUGACACAACCAAAUGUUACAACGCCUAUAGCAAACUUUACCAACAUCCACCCAAAUCUUACAACCCCUGUAGCUAACUUCACCAACACUCCUAUCAAUGUUACAACACCUACAGCACGCUUUAGGAUUACACAUGCAAAUGCUACAACGCCUAUAUCUAACUUAACCAACAUCCAUGCAAAUGUCACAACCAGUGCGGCUAACUUUACCAACGUUCAUAUCAAUGUUACAACUAACUUCGUGAUGACACAUGCAAAUGUCACAACGCCUUCAACCAAUUUAUUCAACUACACCAUGCCAGAAAAUGGCACCACGCCUAUUCCUCCACUAACUAUGUCGAACGUUACAACACCAUCCAAUGUAACUGCACCAGUCACCCCAAUACCUCUAACAAUGCCCUCCAACACAACAAAUCCAAUGAACGCGACGGAAGAAAACAAAAUAGCGGCCACUACCCCACAAGCCACUGCGCCUUCUUCCGCCCCAUCAUGCUCCACUCCUUGCCACCUCUAUGCCAGUUGUGUCCUACAACAAUCCGGGCACACGUGUGUCUGUAGCUCUGGCUACCAAGGAAACGGCGUCACCUGCAGUUUAGCUGCUCAGCAGGUGAGCCUGGAGAUGACCAUGAACCUCCCGUACACGUCAGACCUGGCGGACUCCAGCUCACAGGCCUUCAGGACUCUGGCACAGACUGUCUCCAGUAAGAUCUACAGCUAUCUGUCGAGUUCUACCAGCGGCCUUCUCAGCGUGACUGUCACCAGUUUCCGGCCCGGCAGCGUGGUGGCCGUCGUGAACGCCAACUUCCAGCAGAACGCCUCCGUCAGCUCCAGCGGGGUCCUCAACAGUCUCAAGCUGGCCAUUGCCAACGACACUGAGAAUCCACUGGGGCUGAAUACCAGCUCUAUCUCUUUGUGUCCUGUCGGUGGCUGCAGUGCAGGUGUAACAAUAGUUGCCCCAUCCUACACCUCAGCAAAAACAGCCACAAUGCCGCCUGAUGUCUUCAAUGCCACCACUCGCGGCAAUGUAAUGGUCACUGGAAAUAUGGCAACGAUGUCCAUGAAUAGAACCACGCGUUUCCCUCUAGUGUCGGACAAUGUAACAGCAGUUAUGAACGUCACAGACCGUUACAUGCCAACGUCCAAUGCAACAAUGUAUAAUACGACAGGAUUCCGCUUAACGGUCGCCAACGCAACAAUGCGCGAAAAUGCCACAACACCAAGCUACAACGUUACAGCACAAAGAAAUGCCACCAUGCGUUACAUGCCGACGUUCAACGCAACAAUGCCACAUAAUACAACAAGAUUCCCGUUAACGGUCGCCAACACAACCACUCCAUUGAUAUACAAUCGGACUCGCUUAAACGCUACAGCAAAAGGAAAUAUAACAGCCAGACCGCAUAUGACAACGCGUUCACACCUUCCUCUUAACGUGACGACGUCAGAUAACGUCACAGCUCCUCUUCAAGUCACGACGCCCAGUUCUAUCUCUACAUGCUCGACACCGUGCCAUCUGUACGCCAGCUGUGUCGCAGGGCAGUCUGGUUACACGUGCGUCUGUAGCUCUGGUUACCAAGGAAACGGCGUCACCUGUACCCUAGCUGCUCAGCAGGUGAGCCUGGAGAUGACCAUGAACCUCCCGUACACGUCAGACCUGGCGGACUCCAGCUCACAGGCCUUCAAAAGUCUGGCACAGACGGUCUCCAGUAAGAUUUUCGCUUACCUGUCGAGCUCGUCCAGCGGCCUCCUCAGCGUGACUAUCACCAGUUUCCGGCCCGGCAGCGUGGUGGCCGUCGUGAACGCCAACUUCCAGCAGAACGCCUCGGUAGACUCCAGCAGCGUGGUCAACAACCUGAAGCAGGCAGUCGCCAAUGACCCUGAUAAUCCUCUAGGGGUGGAUACAAGCUCGCUUGCAGUGUGUCCAGUUGGUGGCUGUGGUGUUGUCGUUUCAACAACACCUGUUACCAACACGACAGUGUUACCGGUGAUGCCUACAGUACGGCCAGUGAACGUCACUGGCGUCGUCCAAAACGUCACCAUGCGUCAAAACGUCACCAUGCGUCAAAACGUAAUCAACACGACAGCGUUAUCCGUGGUGCCAACCGCAAGACCACUGAACGUCACCGGCGUCGUACAAAACAUCACCAUGCGUCACAACGUGACAAACACGACAGCGUUACCGGUGGUGCCAACCGCACGGCCAUUGAAUGUCACUAACGUCAUGCAAAACGUCACCAUGCGUCACAACGUAACCAACACGACAGCGUCACCUGUGGUACCAACCGCACGACCAGUAAACGUCACCGGCGUCGUCCAAAACGUCACGAUGCGUCACAACGUAACCAACACGACAGCGUUACCCGUGGUACCAACUGCACGACCACUGAACGUCACCAUGCGUCACAACGUAACCAACACGACAGCGCUACCCGUGGUACCAACCGCACGACCAGUGAACGUCACUGGUGUCGUCCAAAACGUCACAAUGCGUCAAAACGCCACCGUCUAUAUGACAACGCGUCCACAGUUGCCUCCUAACAUGACAAGGCCAGAAAACGUCACUACGACUCUCAAAACUACCACACAAAUCUCUACAUGCCCGAUGCCGUGCCAUCUGUACGCCAGCUGUGUCGCAGGACAGUCUGGUUACACGUGCGUCUGUAGCUCUGGUUACCAAGGAGACGGCAUUACCUGUACCCUAGCUGCUCAGCAGGUCAGCCUGGAGAUGACCAUGAACCUCCCAUACACGUCAGACCUGGCGGACUCCAGCUCACAGGCCUUCAGGACUCUGGCACAGACGGUCUCCAGUAAGAUUUUCAUCUACCUGUCAAGCUCGUCCAGCGGCCUUCUCAGCGUCACUGUCACCAGUUUCCGGCCCGGCAGCGUGGUGGCCGUCGUGAACGCCAACUUCCAGCAGAACGCCUCGGUAGACUCCAGCAGCGUGGUCAACAACUUGAAGCAGGCCGUCGCCAAUGACCCUGACAAUCCUCUAGGGCUGGAUACAAGCUCACUUACAGUGUGUCCAGUUGGUGGCUGUGGUGUCGUCAUUCCAACCACAACAAUGGACAACACGACAGCGUCACUCGUGAUGCCAACCGCGCGACCACUGAACGUCACCGACGUCGUCCAAAACGUCACGAUGCGUCUAAAUGUAACCAACACGACAGCGUUACUGGUUGUGCCAACCGCACGACCAGUGAACGUCACUAUGCGUCACAACGUAACAAACACAACAGCGUUACCGGUAAUGCCUACCGCACGACCAGUGAACGUCACUGGUGUCGUCCAAAACGUCACGAUGCGUCAAAACGUAACCAACACGACAGCGUUACCGGUUGUGCCAACCGCACGACCACUGAAUGUCACGAUGCGUCAAAACGUGACCAACACGACAGCUUUACCCGUGAUGCCAACCGCACGACAAUUGAACGUCACAAUGCGUGACAACGUAACCAACACGACAGCGUUACCCAUGAUGCCAACCGCACGACCACUGAACGUCACCGACGUCAUGCAAAACGUCACUAUGCGUCACAACGUCACCGUCUCUAUGACGACGCGUCCACGUCUUCCUCUCAACAUGACGACGUCAGAAAAUGUCACGACGACUAUCCAAACUACCACACAAAGCUCUACCUGCUCGACACCGUGUCAUCUGUACGCCAGCUGUGUCUCAGGGCAGUCUGGUUACACGUGCGUCUGUAGCUCUGGUUACCAAGGAAACGGCGUCACCUGUACCCUAGCUGCCCAGCAGGUGAGCCUGGAGAUGACCAUGAACCGCCCGUACACGUCAGACCUGGCGGACUCCAGCUCACAGGCCUUCAGGACUCUGGCACAGACAGUCUCCAGUAAGAUUUUCAUCUACCUGUCGAGCUCGUCCAGCGGCCUUCUCAGCGUGACUGUCACCAGUUUCCGGCCCGGCAGCGUGGUGGCCGUCGUGAACGCCAACUUCCAGCAGAACGCCUCGGUAGACUCCAACAGCGUGGUCAACAACUUGAAGCAGGCCGUCGCCAAUGACCCUGAUAAUCCUCUAGGGGUAGAUACAAGCUCGCUUACUGUGUAAGUUGCUCGACAUUUUCU